This is a messenger RNA of Lodderomyces jiufengensis, 1467 nucleotides long. RefSeq names its product UDP-N-acetylglucosamine diphosphorylase (gene UAP1). The transcript has a single exon. Gene Ontology annotation, molecular function: UDP-N-acetylglucosamine diphosphorylase activity. The record is from RefSeq and is a predicted model, not a curated record. NCBI's taxonomy places the organism in Eukaryota, Fungi, Ascomycota, Pichiomycetes, Serinales, Debaryomycetaceae. Bases 1 to 1467 code for a protein of 488 amino acids. Gene Ontology annotation, biological process: UDP-N-acetylglucosamine biosynthetic process.
AUGACAAUAGAAUCAAAUCAAUCAAUUAUAGAUUUAUUUAAAAAUGCAAAUCAAGAACAAAUUUUUAAAUAUUUUGAUGAAUUAAAUUUAGAUGAACAAAAUUCAUUAAUUAAACAAUUAUCUAAAAUAGAAAAUCCUUCUAAUUUAAUAAAAACAGUUGCAAAAGCUAUAAAAUAUUCUCAACAAAAUUCAGAAGAAAAUGAUAUUUUCACUCAAUUACCAAAUGAACAAACUGCUUCAACUUUAGAUUUAGAUGAUGAAGUGCUAUUAAAUUGGUCAAAUUUAGGGUUUGAAGCUAUUUCAAAGGGUGAAGUUGCCAUAUUAUUAAUGGCUGGUGGUCAAGGUACAAGAUUAGGUUCAUCUGAUCCAAAGGGAUGUUUUAAUAUAAAUUUACCAUCAUCAAAAUCAUUAUUUGAAAUUCAAGCUGAAAAAAUUAUAAAAAUUGAAAAAUUAACUCAAUCUAAAUAUAAUUUAUCAACCAAACCUGAAAUUAUGUGGUACAUAAUGACUUCAGGACCAACAAGAGAAUCAACUGAAAAAUUUUUUAAAUUAAAUAAUUAUUUUAAUUUAAAUUCUAAACAAAUUAAAUUUUUUAAUCAAGGUACAUUACCAUGUUUUAAUUUAUCUGGAGAUAAAAUUCUAUUAAAUUCUAAAAAUUCAAUAUGUGAAUCACCAGAUGGUAAUGGAGGAUUAUAUAAAGCAUUACUAGAAAAUAAAAUUAUUGAUGAUUUAAAUUCUAAAAAAAUAAAACAUAUACAUAUGUAUUGUGUUGAUAAUUCAUUAGUUAAAGUAGCUGAUCCUAUUUUUUUAGGUUUUGCAAUUGAUAAAAAAUUUGAUUUAGCUACUAAAGUUGUACGUAAAAGAGAUUCUUCAGAAAGUGUUGGAUUAAUUGUAUUAAAUGAUAAAUUAAAAAGACCUUGUGUUAUUGAAUAUUCUGAAAUUUCAAAAGAAUUAAGUGAAAAAAUAGAUCCAAAAGAUUCUUCAUUAUUAUUUUUAAGAGCAGCAAAUAUAGUAAAUCAUUAUUAUUCAGUAGAUUUAUUAACUAAAAUGAUUCCUAAAUGGAUUAAAUCACAAGAAUUUUUACCUUUCCAUAUUGCCAAAAAGAAAAUUCCAUGUAUAAAUUUAAAGACUAAUCAAUUUCAAAAACCAACAGAACCAAAUGGUAUAAAAUUAGAACAAUUUAUAUUUGACGUUUUCCCACUGAUUGAAUUAUCAAAAUUUGGUUGUUUAGAAGUAGAUAGAAAUGAAGAAUUUUCACCUUUAAAAAAUGCAGAUGGUGCUAAAAAUGAUACUCCAACAACUUGUAAAUUACAUUAUUUAAAAAGAGGUACUAAAUGGAUUAUUGAAAAUGGUGGGAUUUUAGAAAAUAAAGAUGAUUUAAUUGAAGUUAUGCCAUUAACUUCUUAUAGUGGUGAAGGUUUAGAAUUUGUAAAAGGUCAAAAAUUUAAAAAUGGGGAUAUUAUUUAA